Physella acuta is the source of this 1135-nucleotide messenger RNA. RefSeq lists its product as uncharacterized. Lineage: Eukaryota; Metazoa; Mollusca; Gastropoda; Physidae. The record is from RefSeq and is a predicted model, not a curated record.
AAACCUAUUGUCGUUUGGGCUUGGUCGUGACAAUGUUUUGUUGAUGUGUCAUCCGUAUGCCGUAGCAUGACGCAGACAUCGCUGGACACAUUGUCUCAAUUAACAAGAAGGGUUUGUACUAGCUACAAGUAAAUAUCGUGUUGACUGACCAGCCGACCACAAUGUCCAAGUUCUCGCCCCGAGGUCAGUCCCAGAUCAUGGUCCUGAACGGCAGCAUCCUGAACAUCCACCUCUCGGAGCAGCAGCACAUCAUCGUCAUCAACAGCACGCACAUCGGCGUGGGGCCGCACGAGGCCUUCAAGGACAGUCAGCUGAACGAGCUGCUCUACGUCAUCAUCGUCAUCGUCUUCUACGCCACGGCCUUGAUGACGCUCAUCAUCACCCAGAUCAAGCGACAGCGGCGGGAGGGCACGGAAGUCGACUACUACGACGAGUACCUGCAGAGGAAUUCAGAAGUCAAGCAGACGUGUCAGACAGCGACCAAUAUCGUUACCAAGGCGACGCGCCCGCCGCCCGCUUUAGCCACUGCCGCCUUCGCUGCGGCCGCCGCGGGCACCCUCCUGGGGAGAGUGCCAAUUAUUCCCGACGAGACCACGGAGAAUUUAAUCAGCGAGUCUGAGGAUGCCAGGGAACACCCAGUAGGGACAAAGGGCUGCUUGAGCUCGGAGUUUGGGCCUUCACGAGGCCUGAGCUCAGAGCUGGGGCCGUCAAGAGGGCUGUACCAGAGAGAGAGGUCACCCAUGCGUGACAAGUCGCCCAUGCUUGAGAGCAUCCCUGACGAGGAGGCUUAACAAUACUGACAAUAAGUUAACAAUACUAACACUAAGUUAACAAUACUGACACUAAGUUAACAAUACUGACAAUAAGUUAACAAUACUAACACUAAGUUAACAAUACUGACAAUAAGUUAACAAUACUGACACUAAGUUAACAAUACUAACACUAAGUUAACAAUACUGACAAUAAGUUAAAAAUACUAACACUAAGUUAACAAUACUGACAAUAAGUUAACAAUACUGACAAUAAGUUAACAAUACUGACACUAAGUUAACAAUACUGACAAUAAGUUAACAAUACUGACAAUAAGUUAACAAUACUGACACUAAGUUAACAAUACUGACACCGAGUUAACAAU